CAAGCCGGGGGCUCGAGUGAACGGCGCGGCUGGCGGCGAGCGCAGGCGGGCGGAUCCCGGCCAUGUCGCGCUGGCUGUGGCCGUGGUCGAGCUGCAUGAAGAAGCGGGCCUGCCGCUACCUGCUGCAGCACUACCUGGGCCACUUUCUGCAGGAGCGGCUGAGCUUGGAGCAGCUUAGCCUGGACCUGUACCAGGGCAGCGGCGGGCUGCGGGACAUCCACCUGGACGUGUGGUCUGUGAAUGAACUGCUGGAAUCUGUGGAAUCCCCCCUGGAGCUGGUAGAUGGCUUUGUGGGCUCUAUUGAGGUGGCCGUGCCGUGGGCUGCCCUCCUCACUGACCACUGCACGAUGCAGGUGUCUGGCCUGCAACUCACUCUGCGGCCACGGAGUGGACAAGUGCCUGGGACGGCUGAGUCUCAGAGCUGGACAUCCUGCAUGACCACCAGCCUGCAGCUGGCCCAGGAGUGCCUUCGGGAGGGGCCCCCUGAGCCUUCUGAGCCCCCCCAGCCCCUGGAGGGGCUCGAGAUGUUUGCCCAGACCAUCGAGACCGUGCUUCGGAGGAUCAAGGUGACCUUCCUGGACACCAUCGUGAGAGUGGAGCACAUGCCAGGCAGAGGAAGCUGUGGCAUGGCCGUGGAGAUCCACAUUCAGAGACUGGAGUACUGUGAUGAGGCCGUCCGGGACCCGAGCCAGGCUCCCCCUGUGGAUGUGCACCAGCCUCCCGCCUUCCUGCACAAGCUACUUCAGCUCUCGGGCGUGAGGCUUCACUAUGAAGAGUGUCCCCCCACUCAGGAAGAGUCCCCUGGCCCCCCCCUGCAGAUUGGCAGCUGCUCUGGGUACAUGGAGUUGACUGUAAAACUGAAGCAGAAUGAGGCCUUCCCUGGACCCAGGAUGGAGGUGUCGGGGCAGUUAGGCUGCCUGCACUUACUCCUGGCCCCCCAACAUCUCUUGCAGCUGCAGGACCUCCUCAGUGCCCUCAGCCUGGCAGACACAGAGGGGCUGUCAGAGAAGACAAACAAGAGCCGCCCCCUCGGGGCUGAAGACCUGAAGCUUAUUGAGCAGGACCUGAGCCAGCAGCUGCAGGGGGGAGGCCCGGCCCUCUCCUCUGACCCUCUGGUGGGCAUGGACAGCACAGAUCUCUUCUUCUCCAUGGCUGCCCUGACCAGCAGCGUGACCUCAGCCCGCUCUGUCUCUGAGCUCUCCCUCUCUGAUGUGGACUUGGGCUCAUCUGUGCACAGUGAGGGGACCCCACGACGCCCCCAUAUUCACCCUGCCCUCCAUGGCCUCAGCCGUCUGCCUGGCAAGAGUGCAGCCCCCAUCCCCCCCGAGAGCCUGCGUCCAGAGUCCCUGCUGAAGGUGACCCUGGGAGGGAUGACAUUGACGGCCCUGCAGCAACCCCCUGGGGCACCCCCUGGCUGCCCCCCUGACCUGGCUGCCCGGUUCUUCGCUGAGUUUGACGCUGCCAAAGAGGGGCCCUUUGGGUCCCGGGACUUCCACCAUCUCCGGCCCCGCUUCCAGAGGGCCUGCCCCCAAAGCCACGUGAGGCUCACAGGCUCGGCGGUGCAGCUGAGCUGGGAGCAGCGAGGAGGGUCUGGGGGUAGGGGCCGUGCCUUUAGCACCGACCUGCUCUUCGGUCAGCUGGAGGUGCUGGAGUGUCUGUGGCCUCAAGGGGUAGCCGAGCCUGAAUACACAGAGCUCCUGAGCUUCCCCAACGGCUCUGGUUUUGGGGCCUCUGCCAGACCCUGUGCACACCUGCGGUAUAUCCAGACCCAGCGCCGGAUCCCCAAGAGCCACCCCCGGCGGGCAGCCUCAUGCCGCUGCACCUCUGACUUGUCCCUGGAACUGGCCGAAUUCCAGUCUGAUGUGGAGCUGGGGGCCCUGGACCGGCUCAUGGCCCUGUUCCAUCUUGCCACGACCCCACUGGACCGGGAGCAGGGCCUGCUGGGAGAUCCUCCUUGUGCUGUGGAGCGCCAGACGGCCGUGCGGGUCGUGGCCCCCCAUGCCACCUUUCGGCUGCGGUUCCCCAUCCCUGACCUGCGCCCGGAGCGUGACCCCUGGGCGGGCCGGGCUGUGCGGGAGGAGCUUCUCCGCCUUGAGAUGACUGACUUGGAGUUCCAGUCAGAGCUGAGCCAUGGCCCCAGCCCUCAGGCCCCCACACGCUUGGAGCUGACCUGCAGUGACCUUCAUGGGACUUACGAGGACAGGGAGAAGCCUGCCGUCCCUUGCCUUCGUGUCUGCAAAGCCCUGGACCCCCGGGGCCCUGGCCGCAAGUAUAUCCUGCCCAAGGCAGUGGUGACCCUGAACCCCCAGUACAGCAGUUCCCAGUGGGAUCUGCUGCUGGAGAAGGGCGAAGACCUGGAGCUAUCAUCGGCUGAAAGUCCCUGCGAGCUGCGGGAGCCGGAGCCCUCGCCCUUUUCCUCCAAGAGGACCAUGUAUGAGACUGAAGAGAUGGUGAUUCCUGGUGAUCCCGAGGAGAUGGGAGAAUUCCAGAGCCGGACGCUGGCCCUGUCCCGCUGCAGCCUGGAGCUGACCUUGCCCAGUGCCCAUGUCUUCCUGCCCAGCAAGGAGGUCUAUGAGAGCCUCUACAACAGGAUCAACAAUGACUUGCUCAUGUGGGAACCGGGAGACCUGCUCCCUGACCUCGUCCCUGCUGCUUCUGUGGCCGCCCCUGGAUUCCCCGGGCCUUCUGUCUUCUGGCAGGAUAACUUCAAGAUGUGCAAGUCUGCCUUUAAACUGGACUCAGACUCUGAAGAUGAAGAUGCCCACUUUUUCUCAGUGGAUGAAUCAGGGGUUCCACAGCCCCCCGCACCAGAGCUCCGGAGUGCCCGAGCCCAGAGCACUUUCUCCACUCUGGUGACGGUGCUGAAGGGACGCAUCACUGUCCUCUGUGAGGCCAAGGGUGAGGGUGGCAAGAAGCUGGAGGACUCUCACGGCGAGCUGGUCCUUGAUGUGACCCAGGGCACCAUCUUCAGUGUCUCCCAGUACCUGGGCCAGCCAGGGCUUGGCUACCUCUGCCUUGAGUCAGAGAAGGCAGCUCUCUACCACCAGGCUGUGGUAGAUGACUACUUACUACCUUCCCGGCUCGAGGUGCCCAGCUUCACCCCCCCUGCUCACCUGGCGCCCACCAUUUACCCCUCGGAGGAAGGGGUGACUGAUCGGGGGUCCAUGGGCCGCAAGGGCCAAGGCCAGGGGCCCCGCAUGCUCUCCACAGCCGUGCGCAUUCACCUGGACCCCAAGAAGAAUGUCAAGGAGUUCCUGGUGACCCUGCGGCUACACGGAGCCACCCUUCGCCACCGCAUGGCCCUGCCCAGCCAAAGCUGGCACUGCCAGCUCCUAGACUUCUUGGACGUUUUAGAUGACCCCAUCCUUGGCUUCCUGCCGCCCACGGUCAUCACUGUCCUGCACACACACCUGUUUUCCUGCGCCGUUGACUACAGGCCUCUCCACCUUCCCGUGCGUGUCCUCAUCACCGCAGAGACCUUCACCCUCUCUAGCAACAUCAUCAUGGACACCUCCACCUUCCUGCUCAGGUUCAUCCUCGAUGACUCUGCCAUCUACCUGUCUGACAGGUGUGGGAGUGAGCCCCUUGAUCUGCGCAGAGAUUAUGUCUGUGUCCUGGAUGUAGAUCUGCUGGAACUUGUGAUCAAGACGUGGAAAGGCAGUACUGAGGGCAAACUGAGCCAGCCCCUCUUUGAGCUCCGCUGCUCCAACAAUGUGGUCCACCUGCACAGCUGUGCCGACUCCUGUGCCCUGUUGGCCAACCUGCUCCAGUACGUGGUGGGCUCUGGGGACCUGCACCCCCCGGCCCGGCCCCCCAGCCCCACUGAGAUUGCCGGCCAGAAGGUUCAGCUCUCCGAGAGCCCGGCCUCCCUGCCUGCCUGCCCCCCAGCUGAGACUGCCCUUAUUAAUCAGCGGGACCUGACGGAUGCCCUCAUAGAUACAGAGCGGAGCCUGCGGGAUCUGGCCCUGCCCCCAGGCGGUGGGCCCUUGCGGCAGGCCUCUCCCGUGUCUGUUUACCUGUUCCCAGGUGAGCGGGGUGGGGCCCAGCCCCCUCUGCCCCCUGAUGGGCCCCCCGAAAGCAGCCUUGGAGCCAAAGAGGAGGAGGGAGAAGAAGAGGAGGAAGAUGAGGAGGAUGGGGAUGGGGACGCCCUGGACAGUGAUGAAUUCUGCAUCCUAGAUGCCCCCGGCCUUGGCAUCCCUCCCCGGGACGGGGAGCCGGUAGUGACGAAGCUCCAGCCUGGCCCCAUCACAGUCCGGGACGGUCACUUCUCUCGACCCCUGGGCAGCACGGACCUGCUGCGAGCCCCUGCCCACUUCCCCGUGCCCACCAGCCGUCUGGUGCUGCGAGAAGUCUCCCUCAUCUGGCACCUCUAUGGGGGCCGUGAUUUUGGGCCCCACCCCAGCCACAGGACAAAAUCCGGCCUCUCGGGGCCCCGGGGCUCCCCGUCACGUUGCUCUGGCCCCAGUAGGCCCCAGAACUCCUGGCGCACCCAGGGCGGGAGUGGCCGGCAGCACCAUGUCCUCAUGGAGAUUCAACUCAGCAAGGUGAGCUUCCAGCACGAGACUUACCCUACAGAGAGGGCGUCGGCCCCAGGGGCCGAGCUGGGGGAGCAGCCCCUGGCUCGCCAGGUGUUCAUCGUCCAGGAGCUGGAGAUCCGAGACAGGCUCGCCUCCUCCCAGAUCAACAAGUUCCUCUACCUGUACACAAGCGAGAAGAUGCCCCGGCGGGCUCACUCCAACAUGCUCACUAUCAAAGCCCUCCAUGUGGCCCCUGAGGCCGGCCUGGGAGGCCCCGAGUGUUGUCUCCGAGUUUCCCUCAUGCCGUUGCGGCUCAACAUUGACCAGGAUGCCCUGUUCUUCCUAAAAGAUUUCUUCACCAGUCUGGCUGCCGGCAUAAACCCCGUCAUUCCGAUGGAGACAGCAACUGAAGCCCGCCAAGAUCCCACUGUGCGGAGCGGUGCCACCCAAGAGAAGCCGCCCGAGGGGGCGGAGAUGAGCAGCUCUCUGGAGACCACGGUCAGCAGGCAGAGCUCCUCGUCCGCAUCUGCCGAGCAGCCUGUUUACUUCAGGGAGUUCCGAUUUACCUCCGAGGUGCCAAUUUGGCUGGAUUACCACGGCAAGCACGUUACCAUGGACCAAGUGGGCACCUUCGCCGGGAUCCUCAUUGGCCUGGCCCAGCUCAAUUGUUCAGAGCUCAAGCUCAAGCGUCUCUGCUGUCGGCACGGGCUCUUGGGGGUGGAUAAGGUGCUGGGCUAUGCCCUCAAUGAAUGGCUGCAGGACAUCCGAAAGAACCAGCUGCCAGGGCUCCUGGGAGGCGUGGGCCCCAUGCACUCAGUGGUCCAGCUCUUUCAUGGCCUUAGAGACCUGCUGUGGCUCCCGAUCGAGCAGUAUCGGCGGGAUGGACGCCUGAUGCGGGGGCUGCAGCGGGGGGCUGCCUCCUUUGGGUCUUCUACGGCCUCAGCUGCCCUGGAGCUCAGCAAUCGCCUUGUGCAGGCCAUCCAGGCGACGGCCGAGACCGUGUAUGACAUCCUGUCCCCGGCUGCCCCCAUCUCCCGCUCGCUUCAGGACAAACGCUCUGCCCGAAAGCUUCGCAGGGGACAGCAGCCAGCUGACCUUCGGGAAGGUGUGGCCAAGGCCUACGACACUGUCCGAGAGGGCAUCUUGGACACGGCCCAGACCAUCUGCGACGUUGCUUCUCGGGGUCAUGAGCAGAAGGGGCUGACGGGGGCCGUCGGAGGGGUGAUCCGCCAGCUGCCCCCCACAGUGGUGAAGCCGCUCAUCUUGGCCACCGAGGCCACCUCCAACUUGCUGGGGGGAAUGCGUAACCAGAUCCUGCCUGAUGCCCACAAGGACCACGCCCUCAAGUGGCGGUCAGAGGAAUCCCAAGACUGAGGGUCAAUGGUCCGGCCACGGGGUCGGCUUCCCUGUGUCUCGGGGGACACUUGCACCCUGCGAGCUCGUGGGGCUCCCAGGUUGGGGCAUGAGGAUGCCCCACUUUGAAACUGACUCCCUAAGGCCCCCUGCCAACCCCCGUCCCCAUCCUUUGGGCCUGCGGAGGGGGAAGGGGCUGGGGGACCGUCCUGGGCCCAAGUCCCUGCUGCUGCUGCUGCUGCUGCCUGGCCCAGGAUGCUCAGACUUCUUUCAGCCCUGGCCCUGCUCCUCGCCAAGUGUCUGUCUUUCCGUGUUAUGAUGGGGGGAGGGCCAGGCCCUGGGACACACUGUGGUUCCCUGUAUCACUUUCUAAGCCCUCUGGAAGUGGGGGUCGCGGCUUCUGCAUGAUGUGGAAUAAAUUGUGCCCAUAGCCGCCA
Dromiciops gliroides (monito del monte) is the source of this 6307-nucleotide messenger RNA. RefSeq names its product autophagy related 2A (gene ATG2A). Gene Ontology annotation, cellular component: phagophore assembly site; extrinsic component of membrane. The record is from RefSeq and is a predicted model, not a curated record. The coding region runs from base 63 to 5891 and encodes 1942 amino acids. Lineage: Eukaryota; Metazoa; Chordata; Mammalia; Microbiotheria; Microbiotheriidae. Gene Ontology annotation, biological process: autophagosome assembly; autophagy of mitochondrion; reticulophagy. The transcript has 41 exons. Gene Ontology annotation, molecular function: phosphatidylinositol-3-phosphate binding.